AUGCUCCCUGACUGCAGCCAAGUCAGGCGUUUCGACGAAAUAGCCGCGCGGGAAAGCUGGACUGCAGGCGAACGCUUUGAAGUCUGGAACUGGCCGCAGCAGCCAGCCAAGGCAGCGAAUAAGUUGCACGGCCUCAAGGGUGCUGAAGUCAACGAGCCUGGCAAGAACGAAUACGACACCAAUGCAUGCUCAGAUGACUUAGUAGUUGUCCAAGACGUCGUCAACAGGACUUCUGAGCAGGCUUCUACUGGUCAAAGUCUGACAAACGCCUUACCACAACUCGACUUCCAACUGAGGCAGUUCUCAAUCUCGAGAUACAUCCAUCGUGAAGCGCAAGGGCGAGUGCAGUAUCCCAGGAGGUUUCGGCUUGCACAAUGCCAUACCAAAGCCACCUUCAACCAGAUCUCUUCACACCCUCAUGUCAAUAGCUGGGAAACUGGUAGACGCCGCAAGAAGCUUCUGUUUCACAGUAGCGUGGGGCUUUCUCCUAUAUCUUUGCCUCCAAUCCUGGAAGAACCACGCGUGCCGCAACAUGUCCUGGCUGCUUAG
Molecule: messenger RNA, 549 nt
Organism: Purpureocillium lilacinum
Lineage: Eukaryota; Fungi; Ascomycota; Sordariomycetes; Hypocreales; Ophiocordycipitaceae
Source: RefSeq, a predicted model, not a curated record